AUGGCAUCGGAGUUUGGUAAUCCGCUAAAAAAGUUCAAACUAGUAUUUUUGGGGGAACAGAGUGUUGGGAAAACAUCUUUAAUCACUCGGUUCAUGUACGACUCGUUUGAUAAUACUUAUCAGGCAACUAUUGGUAUUGACUUCUUAAGCAAGACCAUGUAUCUGGAAGAUCGAACGGUUCGCCUUCAACUCUGGGAUACUGCUGGACAAGAGCGAUUCAGGUCCCUUAUUCCUUCGUACAUUCGGGACUCUACUGUUGCCGUUGUGGUCUAUGAUAUCACCAGUAAGUCAGAUUCGCUGCACUUAUGA
This is a messenger RNA of Cooperia oncophora, 309 nucleotides long. Lineage: Eukaryota; Metazoa; Nematoda; Chromadorea; Rhabditida; Trichostrongylidae. The record is from the annotation of a GenBank genome assembly.